Malania oleifera is the source of this 3362-nucleotide messenger RNA. RefSeq lists its product as uncharacterized. NCBI's taxonomy places the organism in Eukaryota, Viridiplantae, Streptophyta, Magnoliopsida, Santalales, Ximeniaceae. The coding region runs from base 346 to 2916 and encodes 856 amino acids. The record is from RefSeq and is a predicted model, not a curated record. The transcript is spliced from 19 exons. Gene Ontology annotation, molecular function: protein phosphatase binding; protein phosphatase regulator activity.
AUGAGUUUUUGUUAAUUCCGGACCUCUUUUGUACCUUUGCGCCCCUCCAACAGCGUUAGGCUUGUACCUCGCAGCCGCGAUUUUUUUUGGGGCUUCCCUCUCUCUCUCUCUCUUUCUCUGUCUCUCUGUCCCCUCCUCUUCUGUUGUCUUUCGAUCUUCGCGGUCUGGCCUACUUCCCGAUCUCUUCUUCUCUCGACACAAAUUAGGGUUUCGAGCUUGAAGCACCUCGCAGCUGCUUCUCCCGGUUCUCCUCACUUUCUUUCUUUCUGCGGCCAGGUUACCUGGUUGUUUUAGGGUUUACAGAUCUACCAAGGUCCGGCUUCUGUUUCUUUCUCGAUCUUCAACAUGUUUUGGAAGCUGACGGCUCUGUCUACCUCUUCUCCUGUGGAAUCAGUGUUGGAUAAAGAAAACUUCACUUUGGAGGAGCUGUUGGAUGAAGAAGAAAUAAUUCAAGAAUGCAAAGCUAUGAAUAGUCGGCUCAUUAAUUUUCUACGAGAGAGAUCCCAAGUGGAGCAGCUGUUGCAUUACAUUGUUGAAGAACCUCCAGAGGAUUCUGAGAGCAAACGAGCCUUCAAGUUUCCUUUCAUUGCCUGUGAGAUAUUUACAUGUGAAAUUGACGUUAUUUUGAAGACUUUGGUGGAGGAAGAGGAGCUAAUGAAUUUACUCUUCUCCUUUUUGGAGCCGAACCGACCUCAUAGCCCAUUGCUGGCUGGGUAUUUCGGCAAGGUUGUUGUAUGCCUUAUGAUACGCAAGACUAUACCACUAAUGAAUUAUGUGCAAGCCCAUCAGGAUGUUUUCCGCCAACUGGUUGAUUUGAUAGGAAUCACAUCCAUCAUGGAGGUUCUAGUUCGACUUGUAGGUGCUGAUGACCAUGUGUACCCUAAUUUUAUGGAUGUUAUGCAAUGGUUGGCUGAUAGCAAUUUACUAGAAAUGAUCGUGGAUAAAUUGAGCCCAUCUAGUCCUCCUGAAGUUCAUGCUAACGCAGCAGAAACACUGUGUGCUAUAACUAGAAACACACCAUCAGCUCUAGCUGCAAAACUAUCAAGCCCAAGUUUUGUCGUAAGGAUAUUUGGUCAUGCAUUGGAACAUUCACAUUCAAAAUCUGCCCUCGUCCACUCAUUAUCUGUGUGCAUUUCUUUAUUGGAUCCAAAAAGAUCAGCUUCUCCCUUGAUUCAUUCUAUUCGGAGUCAACACAUGUAUGAGACACCCAUCCUUGUUAAUCCUGAGACUGUUGGUGCAAUGCUGCCUCAACUUGGUAAUUUGCUUACACUUUUGAAUGUGUCUUCUGACGAGAAGAUUUUGCCUACAACAUAUGGUGAACUGCGGCCUCCUCUUGGGAAGCAUCGUCUAAAGAUUGUGGAGUUCAUUGCAGUUUUAUUGCGAACUGGCAAUGAAGUUGCCGAGAAUGAAUUGGUUACCUCAGGAACUGUUCAACGAGUUCUUGAUCUCUUUUUUGAGUACCCAUACAAUAACUCAUUGCAUCAUCAUGUAGAGAGCAUUAUAGUAUCAUGCUUGGAAAGCAAGAGCAAUACCAUUGUUGAUCAUCUUCUUCAAGAUUGUGAUUUGAUUGGGAAAAUUCUUCAAACAGAUAAACAUCCCAUUCUUUCUGAUGAUCUAAGCCAGCCAACUUUACCUGCUGCUGGAAGACGGGCUCCGCGGGCAGGAUACCUUGGUCACAUCACAAGAAUUUCUAAUAAGCUCGUUCAGUUAGGGAACAGUAACGGCUGCAUCCAAGCCUAUCUUCAGGAAAAUGAUGAAUGGGGUGAGUGGCAAGCUACUGUUCUGCAGGAGCGUAAUGCAGUUGAAAAUGUCUACCGUUGGGUUUGCGGCCGCCCAACUGCAUUGCAGGAUAGGAUGAGAGAUAGUGAUGAGGAUGACCUCCAUGAUAGGGAUUAUGAUGUGGCAGCUUUAGCAAAUAAUCUAAGCCAGGCAUUUAGAUACAACAUGUAUCGGAAUGAGGAUGCUGAAGAGGAUCAUGGAGCUCUUGAUCGUGAUGAUGAGGAUGUGUACUUCGAUGAUGAAUCUGCUGAAGUUGUGAUAUCGUCCCUCAGGCUUGGCGAUGAUCAAGGGAGCAGCUUGUUCACAAAUUCCAACUGGUUUGCAUUCCAAGAUGACAGAAUUGAUAAUGCACCUAGGAGCACUUCACCAUCAGAGACAAUGGAUGAAAUCAACUUAAAUGGGACAGCAAAUGGUGGUAGCAGCAGUAGUGAUGAUGAGGUGGUGGUUGGGGAGGAUGAGGAGCUGGCUGAAGGAAAACAUUCUGUCAAUGGCACAUCUAGUUCCAACACAAACUUCCUGAGUGAAUUUACUGGGAACAGUUUUGGGAAUGGUGGGGAAUGGAACCCACAGAAUGAGAAGGCAAGUGCUUCUGGUGACCCGGGUUUUUUCCGUUUUGAAACACCGGACAAUGAAGACCUUUUUGGAGAUAGGCCGUUGCCUGAUUGGGUUGCCUGGGGGGAUUCAACUGAUUUGCAAGUUGGAGGCUUGAGUGUGAAUCCAUUUGAUGAUCAUGCCGACACCGAAUAUAAUUCUUCCAGUCCAUCUGAGGCAGCAGCAAUAGUGGCACCAAGUGUUUGUUCCCCUUCGAAUGGAGGGCCCUCUCUAUCAAAUGGUUCUUCCCCCUCUAAAGAUUCUAGUGAUGGGUCGGUGGCGUCCGAUGGCAGCCAGAGAUCUGCUGCAGUUCCAUCAUUGUUUGAAGAGGAUGUUGAAUUUGUAGGCGUAGAAUUAGAGGGUACUGAGAAAGCUAUGGAACAGGCUCUCAAGGAGGGGAUAGUUGGGGAAGCAGGGCCAUUGAAGAGGAACAUAAUCAAGAAAGUGUCAGAUAAGGAGAGUUCUGACGAGGGUGGGGCUGGGAUGAAGGAGUUCAAUGACGCAAAUUACUGGAGAGUUGAUCAAGAGGUAGCUGUUUUGGAGUGAAGGUGGGUUGCUCCGUUUGCUUUGUUUGAAUCUGACACUUUGAUCCAACAGCCAGAGACCCCCAUUUUUAGGCUUGCAAGGGGCUUUGCAGCAGAAAGUAUGUACAGUAUAUUUUUGCUUCCAAAUGGGGAUUAGGUGGUAGGUUAUGUUGUGGUUACGCCGUCUAUUAAUUGUUACACUUAUUGUUGUUUAUUAUUCAAGGUUUUCUUUCUUCUUGUUACUGAGUUGUGGGGCUUCCCCAUGUCCAUCAUAUUUAUAUUUCGUCUACUUUGGAAUCGUUCUUAUUGAUUUGUCCAUUUCCUCAAGCAGGACUUGCCAUUCUGAACCCUGGACUGGGUAUAGGAUAUGGACUGUAAGGUGUAUUGGUUUUGUCGUCUUGAUUUUGAUAGUUGCUGUCUUUUUUCAUUUGAUAUCUUUUAAUCAUGCCUUCUGUUUCUCUUGACUUA